AGCAACUAGUUCAGGGCCUAACAGACACGUUAAGCAACAAGUUGAACAAACGUAUUUGCACGGAAAUCUUAAGGAAACGGGGCCAAGUCUAACUGCUGUAUCAUGUUUGCUCAGGCAGAAUUGGGUCACUUCUUUUAGGCUGACGCUGUUAAAGUGUGAGAUUGCAUAAGGUAAUACAUAUAAAGUGUAUCUCAAAAACACAUCGUGACAUAUUCAGUUUGGAAUACCUACGAUACGAGAACUGGACAGCUGGAAAGAAUGGUGGAUAUAUUCGCCUUCAGUCCAACAACUGUGUUAUUGUGUGUAGCUGUGCUAGCUGUGUUAUGGCUGCUAACGCGGCGUCCCUCCGGCCUCCCUCCGGCCUCCCUCCGGGCCCGCCUCUCCUGCCGUUUGUGGGGAAUGUCCUCUCCAUGGGAUCCGAUCCCCGGAUCACCUUUAAGGAACUCAGGCAACAAUACGGUGACAUCUUCAGCGUGUACAUGUUUAACAAACCACUCAUCGUCCUCAACGGAUACAGCGCUCUGAGAGACGCAAUUGUCAAGAACGCCGACGACUUUUCUGACAGACCACACUCAUUCCUGAAUGACUUCAUUGUAAAAGGGAAAGGUUUGUCUGGAUCAUCUGGUGAGCUCUGGCGCGAACAAAGACGCUUCGCCCUCAACACUCUCAGAGAGUUUGGAGCUGGCAGGAACAUCAUGGAGGACAAAAUACAUGAAGAAAUCUCACAGUUUCUCGAGGCCUUCGAGACAGAACGGGGACAAGGGUUUGACUGCACCCGUCUGGUGCAUAACGCAGUAUCCAAUGUCAUCUGCUCCACUGUUUUCGGCAAGCGAUUCGAAUAUACAGACCCUCGUUUUAUAAAAAUUUUGAAAGCUUUGGAAGAAUAUUUUGCCAUCUUAGGUGUGGCUGGUGUUGCGAAUGUACUGCCUUUUUUGCGCUUUUUGCCAGGGGAUCUAUUCAAAUUUAAGAAGAUGAUGCGCAGUAUCGAUACCAUCAUUUCACAGCUUGUGGACCCUAUGAUAAAGGAGCACUUGCAGAAACACGACGAUGAUAAUGUGGACGACUUUAUCCACGCCUACAUCAAGGAAAUGCGACUUCGUAAAGAAACGCAAGAGAACACGACCUUAGACCUGGAGAACCUGACCAUGGUGAUAGCAGACCUCUUUGCGGCCGGGACAGAAACCACAUCCACUACAAUUCGAUGGACACUGGCCUACUUUCUCCACAACCCGGAUAUUCAAGAAAAGUGUUUUCAAGAGAUCCAGGAAAACAUCGGCCAGAGCAGACGACCCUCCAUGCAGGACAAGACCAAGCUGCCGUACAUGGAGGCCACCAUCAUGGAAGUGCUGAGACGAGCGGAUAUCGUCCCUGCAUCUCUUCCCCACACCGUUCCCCACGAUGUCCAGUUCAGAGGGCACACAUUUCCAAAAGGUGUCCUGGUCAUAUUGAUGCUUGAUUCGGUCCUACAAGACCCGGAUGUGUGGGGUGACCCAGACAACUUUCGACCUGACCGUUUCCUUGACGACACUGGCAAGAUCGUAAAGAAAGAAGAGUUCAUUCCCUUCUCUCUUGGUCGAAGAGUUUGUCUGGGUGAGUCGAUGGCCCGGAUGGAGAUGUUCCUCUUCCUGACCACCAUGAUCCAGAGGUUCAAGUUCGUCCCUGUGGAUGGCCAGAUGCCCUCCUUGGAUGGAAUCAUGGGUUUAACUCAUUUUCCAAGGCCAUUCCUCAUGAAAGCCAUUCCCAGAGUUUAAUCAUUUUAAAUGAAUGAUGGAGUAGCUGUUUAGACUGCAUUUAGCUACAAUUCAGAAUAGUUUGCUUUUUAGUUCAUUUCUGUUGAAGCUCCAAACUAUUAGCUUGAUGAUAUAAAAAAUGAAAAUUAUAACAUCUGUAUAUUAGUUAAUCAGAUAAUACUUUCCUUAGUGACUCAUGCAAGACAACGUCAAGUCCUUUGUGUUGUCCUGUUGUGUUCAUAACUUGCGGUACACUGCGAGUAAAUAUCCAAUGGCUGUAGAGGCUGGAAUACCUUAUGUUUGUCAGAAGAGGCAACCAGUCUGGUGAUGGGGUGCUCAAGGUCUGAGACUUGGCUGAUUGUAGGUCAUAUAUCCCGAUGCGAUUGGUCGUUGCUCAUGCUUUCACACACUUGCCUUGAUAGCACCUGCAGAAACGAUGACAAAGCAUUCAGAAAAUUUGAAAAUAUUCUUGUCGUUGUUUCUCCGUAUGAUAAGUAGCAUGUAGUUUUGUCUGCGAAUGUGAUGUAAAUGUCAGCUGUCUGCUCUUUUGGUGUGCAGAUGAUAAGUAACAUGUAGGCUUCUAUCAUUUUUCGUCAGUAGGUAUUCGGUAUCGAACAGUAUCACAGUUAAUCUCGUACAAUCAUAGGUGCAUUGAUUCCAUCGGCAUUAUAUUAGACCAAAUGGGUAGGUAACUGUACUUAUAACGCCUGAAUUGUGAACCAAUGCCCACGCCUGGACUGGUGCACACAUUUUGACAAGACAUCUUGAAAGUCAUCAUGAAGUUUUUUUUCAAGAUCAAAUAAUAUAAAUAACUAUCUUGCUAAUGUAGCAUGGGUACUUCCAAAUUAUUUGGUUUCCGUUGUUACUGAUCAAGUAAAAUCCUCUGUCAUGUCUUAACGUGAUAGAAAGGUCAUAUCCCAUUUGUCAGAUACCCUAGUUAUUACACUAGGGGAGUAGAGAUGGCUUGUCAAAACUGAGAUUUACCUGUUGUGGUGAUGGAUCAGACCUAAUAGACUUAAUCCUCUGUAUAAUCAAGAUCAAAUAAAUAAAGACCUUAACUGAGAUACAAUAGGAUUAUGUAUUGUUUUAUUUUCUAUCCGUAUAUAUGUAAUUAAUGAGCAUUGGUAUCAAGAAAACAACCUAAAGUUGUAAGUUUUCACUUCAGCUUCUUCUCUAAAUGUUUUUACUAAAUUGUGCAUAUAUUGUGGGGAAAUGGCUUUAUCUGUUACAAAACAGUUAUAAGAAUGCUUGAUUGUCAUGCAUUUUGUAGUUAUCAUUUCUAAUAAUAUUGUUCAACUGUACUACUGUACAGCUCUGUAAUUAUACAUAAUAUCAUAUAUGAUAUGUAUCUUCAAUAUCUGGAGGAAAUAAAGAAAAUCUAUCUA
Haliotis rufescens (red abalone) is the source of this 3115-nucleotide messenger RNA. RefSeq names its product cytochrome P450 2D14-like. The record is from RefSeq and is a predicted model, not a curated record. Gene Ontology annotation, cellular component: cytoplasm; intracellular membrane-bounded organelle. Lineage: Eukaryota; Metazoa; Mollusca; Gastropoda; Lepetellida; Haliotidae. Gene Ontology annotation, biological process: xenobiotic metabolic process. The transcript is spliced from 4 exons. The coding region runs from base 324 to 1751 and encodes 475 amino acids. Gene Ontology annotation, molecular function: oxidoreductase activity, acting on paired donors, with incorporation or reduction of molecular oxygen, reduced flavin or flavoprotein as one donor, and incorporation of one atom of oxygen; iron ion binding; heme binding.